CUGCCCCCGAGGCUCUUCCGACCCGACCCCCGGGCCGGUCGUGUUGGACCGGGGAGGCAACGUGGAGUGGAUGGAUACUCGAUGGGGACAGGCCAUGGAUGUUAAGGUCCAGGCAUACAAGGGGAACAACUAUAUCACCUUAUGGCACGGGGGCGACAACGGCGCGUUUGGGAAAGGCUUUCGAAUUAUGGUAUGCAGAUCCACCCCACCUUGCCUACCGCUAAGGCACAACGGGGAAUUAACGGGCACUUUCGAAUCCUUCGCAAACCACAAUCCAUAUGGAGGAGCCAUCGUUCGCAGUUUGCAUUCCCGCGUCUAGCUACAAUUCUAGUAUAGGCUCGGAGCCCGAGCGGCGAAUGAUGCACGUUCCCUCAGAGGAAGAAGCAGAGUCGGCAACGGGCUAACCCUGGCUCGACAUGUGCUAUACCUU
Phialemonium atrogriseum is the source of this 430-nucleotide messenger RNA. RefSeq lists its product as uncharacterized. NCBI's taxonomy places the organism in Eukaryota, Fungi, Ascomycota, Sordariomycetes, Cephalothecales, Cephalothecaceae. The coding region runs from base 71 to 319 and encodes 82 amino acids. The transcript has a single exon. The record is from RefSeq and is a predicted model, not a curated record.